Messenger RNA from Mercenaria mercenaria, 2002 nucleotides. RefSeq names its product DNA-directed RNA polymerase III subunit RPC6-like. Gene Ontology annotation, cellular component: RNA polymerase III complex. The coding region runs from base 1001 to 1816 and encodes 271 amino acids. Lineage: Eukaryota; Metazoa; Mollusca; Bivalvia; Venerida; Veneridae. The record is from RefSeq and is a predicted model, not a curated record. The transcript has 8 exons. Gene Ontology annotation, biological process: transcription by RNA polymerase III.
UUUCAUCAGAAAUUGCUUCAGCAAUUUUGGUCUUUGACGCGAGUGGGGAUAUUGCCCAUAUGAAAAAAAGUAUCUCAAUAUUUCCUAGGAUCGCGUCAAAUUAGUUGGACUAGGCAGUGGCUAGGGGUACAGUAAGCGGACCUCUAGACCCAGAGUCUAGAGGUACGGUUACCGGACCUGUAGACUGUAGACAACCCCUACAGGGCAGGCUAGACAUCCAGUAAUCGAUAUGAAUACUGAGCAUUGUAUUACAAAGAGCAGACUAUAUUUUAUCUUUAAAAACGAGAGAUGAUUUCCAAAGAUUGUUCUUAUGUUUUUCUUGUUGUUUUAAAUACAUGGUAAGUCAAAGGAAACAGAAGUAUUUAUAAUUCUUUAAUCACAGGGAAAAUACGAUCGCAAAUUCGACAGAUAAUUAAAUCAUUUGGUAGGCUGUAAUCGGAAGCUUUUAUUGUUUUUUUCGGGGCUUAAAAUGUAAGAAGUAGAGUAAGUUUAACGCUCUUUGCGUCAAGUGUCUUGGUUUCACUAGCCCUAAUACAAAAGUAGUUGCUGCUUAUUCGACGGUAAAACCUGAUCAUUUAUAGUAAUUUUGUUCCUCCCACAGAAGUUACUGUUCCCAAUAUGUGUGGUAAGCGUGAUGUCUUGCAUCGAAGUCAUGAAAUAAAGGGGCAAGAACUUCUUGUAAGACUACACAAAAUUUAAGUUACCCUAUAUAUGUUUAAUCCCCAUCCCAACUUCACUAUGUAGACAUUUUAUAUUAUGGACUCUAAUAAUAUAUUAUCUAUUAACAUUGUGUUGAUCAAUUGAACAAUGCCUGCUCUCACUGUGAAGCAGUGUUGGUGGCAGUAGUGGCAUCACAACGGAGACAACAAGAAGAUGGGCUAAAAAAGUCUUUGUUUGCUGUCUCCCGAGCCUACUCUGUGAAGUUGGGUAGGUAGGUAGGAUUAUACUGUUGUGUCAUAAGAACCCAGAUGGAAUCAAUGAUGCUCUUAUACAGGAUGACAUGCCACAGUUUGAUGUUAAACAGAGAGUAACUGCCAUAAACAGGCUUUUAUCUACUGGCCGUAUUGACUUAUUGAAGAGCAGUACAGGGAAACUGAUCUAUAAGUUGAAAGAUCCAGGGGCCACAGAUCCUGUGAAAGGGGCAGAUCAACAGGAGAAAGUUGUCUAUCAAAUCAUCAAAGAUGCCAAUAACAAAGGAAUCUGGAUCCGUGACAUCCGGUUUAAGAGUAAUCUCUUAUUAACACAAGUAAACAAGAUCCUGAAGAACCUCGAGAGCAAGAAGCUUAUUAAAGCUGUGAAAUCUGUAGCUGCCUCCAAGAAGAAAGUGUAUAUGUUAUACAACCUAGAGCCAGACAGGUCGGUAACUGGUGGAGCAUGGUACAGUGACCAAGACUUUGAGUCUGAGUUUGUGGAAGUCCUAAAUCAACAGUGUUAUAAAUUUCUUGUACAAAAGGCUGAAUCAGCACAAGAAACCAAAGUUGAUCCUAUAGCUCAAAGGAAUGGUUCCUAUGCUUCUUCACAGGAUGUAUGGAAAUAUAUAUCAGAGCUAGGUAUCAGUAAGGUUCAACUGUCAGUUGAGGAUAUUGAGACGAUAUUGGACACCCUAAUUUAUGAUGGAAAAUGUGAACGAUCUAUAGUAGCAGCAGCUGGAGACUCGGGUCAGACAAAGUUAUAUAGAUCAGUUAAACCUAUCAUAGAAUCAACAGGUCUUAUGAGGAUGCCAUGUGGAUCUUGUCCUGUGUUCCACAAUUGUUAUGAAGGUGGAGCAGUUUCCCCCACUUCCUGUAUCUACAUGAAAGACUGGCUGCAGUUAUGACACCUGUGUUAAUAGAAUCCAUGUAUAAAAUCUGUCUUUCUCAAAGACUUCCUGAUGGUUAUGGCAGGAAAUGGACAUAAAACUAUGCCAGGGAAAAGUUUGAGUACCUCAUGACAUUGUACAACUAAGAGAUAAUUUGUCAGCCAUUGAUGUAGCCCAAAAAUAUACUGAACAGCAGAAUCAUAA